Acanthoscelides obtectus is the source of this 441-nucleotide messenger RNA. The record is from the annotation of a GenBank genome assembly. Lineage: Eukaryota; Metazoa; Arthropoda; Insecta; Coleoptera; Chrysomelidae.
AUGGAAGAAUUCAAAUUACAACGGCUUAAUGAAGACAUCGAGACGUUGACUAACAGAAAAAUACCUGAGCUAGAAGAUAAAGUUAGAAAGCUCGAGGAGGAAUACAAUGAGAAGCAAAUGGAACUUGCUUCGGUCAAGACUCAACUGGAACUGCCUCGAAAGAAAUUUCAAGUCACUGAAAAUGUUAUAAGUGAUUCAACGCUCCUGGAUCAGUACAUUAUUGAGAUCAAGAACUCCAAGGAGGAUAUAGAAAAGUAUCGAUCACGAAUAAUAACAGUGCCGUCAGGCAUAUCUCGAGAGGAAGCUGAAGCUGAAAUUGUCUCUGGAAAAGCCGAGAACAAUAAUAUUAUUGUCCAUGGAUACCCACAGGAAUUUUUCUCAUGGGUGCUGAUCAUCAUGACGAGACAAAUAAGGAUGUCUAUAAACCAUCCACGAGUAUAG